GAUCAUCUCAGACAUCAAAGCAUGAUCAAGAUAUUCACAACUACCACCGAGAAUUCACUUUCACUUUUCACUUCAAAUUAGAAUAAGUGCGCUUUCGGAAUCAAUCACUGUACCGGUCUUCGUUUCGACCUCUCGAUUUAAACUUCAACCUUCUACCUCGUUUGUAAAAUUCUCAACCCCAUCAACUGCACACUCAUCUUCAAUAUAAAAUUUGCAUCACAAACCUUUUUUAUCUUCCCCCUCGAGAAAGAACUCAACAAAAUCUGCAUAUCUCAUCACAUCAUAUCACAUUCACAAAAAUGUCCCCCAUAAAAGAUGAAAGCGCAUCUCCUUCUCGUUCUAGUUUCGUUCCGCCAUACAUAUCUGACUCGGAGCCAGAAUCGGAUUCACUUUCUCCGCCGCCAAGAGAUGAUGAGCGCGGAUUUAUGAGUGGAUAUGCUCGCACUUUGUAUCGGAGCAGACGCGGAUAUAGAGGUUCUUAUGGUUAUAGUCGGGUUGUACGACCGCGUGAAGACGAUGAUGAAAAUGGAGGCGAGAAUGAGGACGAUGAGGGUGUGAAUGUAUAUGAUGAUGGGUAUGGAGAUCUAGAGGAUGAUGGUGAGGAUGAUGGCGAGGAGAGAGAUGACAACGAGGAGAACGAAAAUGAAAAUGGAGAUUCCGACCAGGAGAUCAAAGACGAAGAUUCAUCAGAGCCAGAACUCGAACUCGAACUUUCAAUCGAAAUUGACGAUAUCCCCAUCAACGUUCCCCAAACUCAACAAAUCCUACUUUCAGACAUGGAAGGUUCCGAAAAUGAACUCGACUCUGAUAGAAACUCCACAACCGCAUCUGAAGAUUGGCGCAACAUGGACUUUAACCAAGAAGAUAAAAUUCUCCCUCCCCUUCCCCCUACUCAGGAGGAAAUAUUGGCUGCAGUUGAAGAGGAGCUACAGAAGCAAAUAAGUAGAGCUGUUCACGAGGAUAAAAUCCGUCAGAAUAUGGCUGCCGCCAAUCAUAGACCUACUCCUGAUCCCAGUCCUACUAUUCGAUUUUUCGCAAUCGGAGCAGAUAUGUGUGAGGAAUUGAUGGAAACUAUAUGUUCGGAUGCGAAAUUUAUUGGAAUAGGUAGAUUGGAUGGAUGGAUGUUUUGCGUUGAUGAGAAAGUUGAGGGAGCGUGUUGUUAUCGAAACAUUGUACCGAUUUCGGAUUUGAAGAAAGAGGAAGUAGAGGCAGAGGCAGAAUAUAAUACUCUUGAUAAAGUCGUCUAUGGAAUCAUAUGGGAGGUUCAUGAGAAUACACUUUAUACACUUCUGGAACUGGGUAAGAAGGACUGGGAACCACAAUUUGGAAUGGCGCGUGUGGAUGUUGUGAGGUUGGAAUGCGAAGGGGUUGGACGCGCGUUUGGGAUGGGGUGGGGAUUGAAGAGGGGAUUGAGGGAGGUGGGCAUGGAGAGAGAUGUGGUUGUGUUUACGGGGGUACCUGGGGGUAUGGGAUUGGGAGAGGGAUAUAAUGAGAGGGUUAAUAGGGGGAUUGUGGAGGGUUGUAUGAGGGGUAUUCCGGAUGAGUGGGUGGAGAGUGAUGUGAGGAUUUGGGUGCAGUAUCCUGAUGUUCCGGUGCAGAUGAAGUAGAGGUUGGAGAUGGAGAUGAGGGAGAGAGGCUGAAAGGGUUUGUCAGAAGGUAUUUUGGAGGGAGCGAGAAGACGUUUUAGUAAAACAUAUGAGGAAGACUUUCUCUGGAGUGGAGUGGAGUAGAGUCUUAAAAAGUCAGGUAUGCUUCGUACCAUGAUUUCACAAGCUGGUCUGUGGGUAAUCUUAUGGUAUAUCCCAUCGUAUGAUUGAAGAAGGGGAAGAAGUACAUACAUACAUCAACUUUAGACUUUACAACGAAGAGAUAAAGAGAUUACUUCUGUUCGUUUCGGCGGGGACA
Botrytis cinerea B05.10 is the source of this 1905-nucleotide messenger RNA. RefSeq lists its product as hypothetical. The record is from RefSeq and is a predicted model, not a curated record. The transcript has a single exon. The coding region runs from base 300 to 1607 and encodes 435 amino acids. Lineage: Eukaryota; Fungi; Ascomycota; Leotiomycetes; Helotiales; Sclerotiniaceae.